Messenger RNA from Syzygium oleosum, 2582 nucleotides. Its product is annotated as probable serine/threonine-protein kinase PBL19. Bases 1018 to 2313 code for a protein of 431 amino acids. Gene Ontology annotation, biological process: protein phosphorylation. The record is from RefSeq and is a predicted model, not a curated record. The transcript is spliced from 6 exons. NCBI's taxonomy places the organism in Eukaryota, Viridiplantae, Streptophyta, Magnoliopsida, Myrtales, Myrtaceae. Gene Ontology annotation, molecular function: protein kinase activity; ATP binding.
AUCAGCAGCACCUUCGUCGCAUCGCUUCUGUGAAACUUUGGGUCCAUCUUUGUGUACGCGCGCACAGAGAGAGAGAGAGACGGUGGUCUCUUGCUUCUCGUAGCUGAAGCCAUGAUGAGAAGCUUUUUCAGCAACAGUCAGCACGCCAAAUCUUAUCGUUUUCUUGGUGCUUUUCGACAGGCCUUGAUUUGUUUAAUGUAGAGACGCGCAGUUUUUCCGUUGCCCAUCCUCGCAAGAAAGAGCCCGCGGUCCUCCUUCGCCAACCGAACUCGACCUAACGCAUCACCCCACGUGCGAAGCUUCUAUCUUGUUUGGCCUCUCAUUCUUCAUUUUAAAGAAGCAAAAGCAGAGGCAGAGCAUGUAGGCAAUUCGCGUGGAAAAGUCUGAACCUUUUCCAUAGGUGGGUGUUCUCUUGGUUCAAAGUCUUCUCUCGCUGGUUCAGUUUUCCCAUGCUAAUUCUUUUUCCUUUUUCUCAUUUUUCACGUGGGUAUUCAGAGGUUGUAGUUAAUCUUUCCAGUUUUAACUCUUAUGCUCUCAGCAUCUUUCUGUGGAAGAGUUUUGUGUUGUGAAUUCAUAUCUGGGUCUUUGAUCUCGUUUGUGUUAAACGGUUCCCUUCUGGUGACUGCGCAAAAUUUUCUUGUCUGGUUGUUUCAUAGCUUGUUUCCUCCUCUUCUUGCCCCUCUCGCGUGAAUUUGCUCGGGGGUGCCAUUGGCGUUGACCUGUUUGUUCUUUUUCAUUUCGUCAGACCUUAUUUUUCUAAUGCUAGUUAGCUAGGCGCGAGUAUCUGACUAUCGAUCGCCGGUGAAUUGUGACAGAACAGAAACAAAGAAUGAUUAAAAUUUGAUAUGGGGACUCUUCUUUAAUUUGGAGCAGAUUUUCUUUUUUCCUUGGCUGUUGCUGUCUCUUUCUUUCCCCAUCGGUUGUCGGGGAGUCAUCACAUUAUUGAUUCGCUGGCACAAAGCAAGGUCCAGCUAUUUUGAAUUUUUGAUUUGGGAAGACAGCAUCGAGUUGUAUGCAAUGGAGUGCUUCUACUACUUCAAGAACAGAUUGAAACCCAAGGAACGGAGAUCGGCGCCGGAGUUGGAGAGAAAAUCGGAUAGUUCAGCGGCCACCACCGAUCGUGUCGCUAAGUCGUCGUGCUCAGCCAAUUCGCCACGCGGUAUACCAGAACUCUAUGAGGAGAAGGCCCACAAUUUGCGGGUGUUUUCUUUCUCGGAGCUCAGGCAAGCAACCAAUGAUUUUAGCAGGCUUCUUAAGAUUGGAGAAGGUGGAUUUGGGUGUGUUUAUAAAGGUUCCAUUAAGCCUGUCGACCGAAAGGGCGAGCCAGUGCAGGUUGCCAUUAAGAAGCUUAACAGGGAUGGGUUGCAGGGUCAUAAACAAUGGAUUGCAGAAGUUCAAUUUCUCGGCGUUGUGGAGCAUGCAAACCUUGUCAAACUCAUAGGAUAUUGUUCUGAAGACAGCGAGCGAGGAAGGCAGCACCUUCUCGUGUACGAGUUUAUGCCAAACAAAAGCUUGGAAGAUCAUCUUUUUAAUAAAGCUUAUGCUGCUCUUUCGUGGCAAGCUAGAUUGAGAAUAUUACUUGGAGCAGCUCAAGGUUUGGCUUAUCUUCACGAAGGAUUAGAAGUUCAGGUGAUACACAGAGAUUAUAAGUCCUCGAAUGUAUUAUUGGAUGAGGACUUCAAACCAAAGCUUUCAGACUUCGGGCUUGCACGGGAGGGACCAACACAUGACCGUACUCAUGUUUCAACUGCUGUGGUAGGAACACAUGGAUAUGCUGCUCCUGAUUACAUUGAAACUGGUCACUUGACAACUAAAAGCGAUGUGUGGAGUUUCGGUGUUGUUUUGUAUGAAGUGCUCACUGGAAGGCGAUCACUGGAGAGGAACCGUCCGAGAACUGAACAAAAACUUUUGGAAUGGGUGAAACACUAUCCUGCUGAUAGUAAGAAAUUCAGCUCAAUAAUUGAUCCCCGACUCGAGAAUCAGUACUCAAUCAGUGCGGCUCGCAAGAUUGCUAAAUUAGCAGACAGUUGCUUGUUAAAGAGUUCAAAAGAUCGGCCGAAGAUGAGUCAAGUGGUGCACGGUUUGCAGGAGAUAAUACAGGUUUCGGGUGCCGGAGAUGAUGCAAAUCAGGCAGCAGAUAGGAGCUCCGACUUUAGUGAGAAUGAACCGGUCGACUCUGAAUCGAAGCCUGGUGAAUCCGGAACUUCUGAGUCAUGGAAAAGGCGAAUGGCCCAUUUAGCUAAAUUGGGAGAGCAUGUUGAGAGCGCAAGCAGGAGAAGAUUUAUGAUCAUGCAGAGGGCAAGAGUGCAAUAAAAUCUUGCUCUUCUUAAUGCAAUCGGAUUACUCCAAUAUUUUCGCUCAAUGUCAUAUAAACUUGAGAUUUUUCGCUCGGCUCGGCUCGGCUCAGCUCUUCCUUUGUACAGGUAACGGAAGAGAGAUGGUAAAUAGAUUGUUUCGUUUAUCAUUUUGUAUGUAUCUACAUGUUCCUGCUUCUUGACAUGAAUAGAUCUCAGGGAUGUAUGUACUUUAGCAGUCUGCCGCUCCAGAAUCUAAUUUUCAGAGUGAAUUUGUGGCGUUUUUUU